Messenger RNA from Bombus terrestris (buff-tailed bumblebee), 2413 nucleotides. RefSeq names its product graves disease carrier protein homolog. The record is from RefSeq and is a predicted model, not a curated record. Lineage: Eukaryota; Metazoa; Arthropoda; Insecta; Hymenoptera; Apidae. The transcript has 7 exons. Bases 346 to 1221 code for a protein of 291 amino acids. Gene Ontology annotation, cellular component: mitochondrial inner membrane. Gene Ontology annotation, biological process: transmembrane transport.
GCUUUCUUAAUUUAUUUUUUUUAUAAUAUUUCAUAAUUAUAGAUAAUAAAUAUUACUAGAAAACAUAACCUAAAUAUACAGCACUUUUAAUAUGAAUAAGAAAAAGUAAGUAAAAACUAGUGAUCCCGUUAUCAAGCAAUGGAGUAUUAUCUGUGCAGUGAAGUGGAAUGGAAUCAGUAACUUUCUAUGGCUGUGCUUCGAUCCACUUCUCCCAAUAUAAUAUUUAGGUACAUCUUGCAUUAACAAUUCAGAAAUGGCAUUCCGCGUUGAGUCCGAGAAAGAUUAUGGAUUUUUACUAAAAAGUUUAAUUGCCGGCGUAAUGAGCAUUUCACAGGGGUAGCUGGAAUGUGUUCAAAAACAACAGUAGCUCCACUAGAUAGGAUAAAAAUAUUAUUGCAAGCACAUAAUAAACAUUAUAAACAUUUAGGUGUCCUUUCCGGAUUGAAAGAAAUAAUUCAACGUGAACGAUUUAUUGCUCUUUACAAAGGAAAUUGUGCUCAAAUGAUUAGAAUAUUUCCAUAUGCAGCAACACAAUUUACUACAUUUGAAUUAUAUAAAAAGUAUUUAGGUGACUUAUUUGGAACGCAUACUCAUACAGAUAAGUUUCUGGCUGGAUCUGCUGCUGGUGUUACUGCAGUUACAUUAACAUAUCCACUUGAUGUCAUUAGAGCCAGACUUGCUUUUCAAGUUGCCGGAGAACAUAUUUAUGUAGGGAUUGUACAUGCGGGUAUCACAAUUUUCAAAAAAGAAGGUGGUAUUCGUGCAUUGUACAGAGGGUUUUGGCCAACUAUUAUUGGCAUGAUUCCUUAUGCAGGAUUUUCAUUUUAUUCAUUUGAAAAACUUAAAUAUUUAUGCAUGAAACAUGCACCAAAUUAUUUUUGUGAAAAAUAUGACAGAAAUACUGGUGGUUUAGUUUUAACGAUACCAGCAAGAUUAUUGUGUGGAGGUAUUGCCGGUGCUGUUGCUCAAAGUUUUUCUUAUCCAUUAGAUGUUACUAGAAGACGGAUGCAACUAGGUAUGAUGGAUCAUAAUACUCACAAAUGCAAUUCUAGCAUGUCACAGACUAUAAAAACGAUAUAUGAAGAAAAUGGUAUUGCAAAAGGUCUGUAUCGUGGAAUGAGUAUUAAUUAUCUACGAGCUAUUCCUAUGGUAUCAGUUAGUUUUACAACAUACGAGAUCAUGAAACAAAUAUUACAUUUAGACACUGGAAUAAAAUUCUAAUUUAUUUAAUCAGAACACGUAUUUGUAAUGUCUCAGUUCUUAUAUUUCUAUUAGUGGUAAAACGCAAUUGAUAUUAAUAUUUUUCUACAAUUACUGGGACAAAAAUAUUGUUUGAUUUUUACUUUGCAACAUAGAGGUGAUUCUUUCAAUCUAAUUUAUUAUCUAUAUGCGAUAAAUUUAUGUAAGUAUGAUAUGCCACGAAUAUGUGAAAUAUAUGGAAAAUAUUUGCGAAGUAUACAUAGAAUAAAUAUUUAGGGUGGACCAACUAACGUGACCACCUGAAAUAUUUCACUUGUUUUUAGUGAUAUAAAAAAUGUUCCAGGUACAAGUUAGAUGGUUUCGAAGGGGACAUAAUUAGAUAUGAUUAGCUUUACGUAAGUGACCGCGUAGAAGACAUACGAAGGUCACUUUCUUUUUCUAACGAAAUCAUAUACUUUUCUAUUAUAUUAGCCGACUUAGCUAAACAUUUUAUACAAAAAAUUAUUAAUCUAUAAAGUAUUAAUAAAGUAUUAACCUAUUUAUACCGACAAAAAUAUUAGUUUAGCAGAUAUUCUAACUUCAAGCUUGAUUCAAAUUAGCGAUCGCAAUGAGAUCAGAUCAUGCCAGGUCUUAUCUUUCGUACGUUAAAUUUGACAAAUUAAAGUUAUAAUAUUUCUUAAACCAAUGGUUUUUCAGUGCACAUAAAUCGGUUAAUACUUUCUUGUAGAGAAUGCCCAUAUGAACCAGCUAAUGCUAUAAAAAAUAUAUCAUUCCAUUUAAAAAAAUAUCAGUGACCUUCAUAUGUUCCUUGUGUUCGCCUACGGAAAAGCCAAUGUCAGAUUAUGUCUUCUCGAAACUAUUCAAGUUGUACUUGAAACAUCUGUCAGCAUUAUCAAAAACAGGCGAUUUCCAGAUGAUCACGUCAGGUGAUUCACCCUGUAGAAACACGCACACGCAUAUAUAUACGCAGUGGUUGAUUACAAUUACAUUGAGUACAAUUGAUAUUAAUCUUUGAUAUCACAGUGAUAACUACUGCUGAUACAAAACUGAUACUAAUUCCCCUAAUGGCGUGGUGAUAAUAUCAAAGUGUCAUCGUUUUCUGAUACUAUGAUGAUGAGCAGUUGGUUAUAACAAGGAUACAUUAUAUGUGAAAAACUAUUUUUUUAUCUAUAUGUAAUUAUUAUUUUCAUAUUCGUUUCGCAAAUGACUGUUU